AAAAAUAUGAAAAUUGUACCUUGGGACAUUGUUGAAUGUACUAAAAGAACACAGACCGCAUUUAUAUAAUAGGUUGUUAUCACGUGAUAUAUAGAUCAAAUAGCUACUGACGUAAAGACACUAAUUUCGAAAAUGAAAGAACUUAAAGAAGCCGAGGAGGAAUGGAAAAAAGCCAAAUCUGAAGCAAUAAGACUACGUGAUUUUCAUAUAGAAAAUUUGUAUGAAUUAUUAUUAAAAUCAUCUUAUGAACGAAAUUAUUGUCGUGCUAGCAAAAUACUUGAAAUUUUAUUAAAAUGUCCCGAGUGUGAUUUGACUAGGAUUUGGCAGCCUGCUAUUGAAGUGUUGGCUACUCUAGAUCCUACUUCAACAGUUUUCAUCGAUUUCUUUAAUAUAAUGUUAUUAAAAAAUCAUACAAAGAAAAGAGAUGUUGGAGAAGUGGAUAAACAGAAGGUUAUAAUGGAAUUGGUUUUUUAUCAAGUAAAAUAUGGACAAACGAUCGAUGCUCUUGCAACUAUUGAAACAUAUUUGCCUCAAGAACCGUAUUGUAAUAAUCCACUCCUAUACGGUUAUGCAGGAUUAAUUUCAUUUUCGUUGUGGGAACAAUUAAACGCCAAAUUUAAAAAAUCGGAACCCGAAGUGGUUGGUUAUAAACCGCAAAAACGUAAAAAUGCUUCAAAAAUAAUUCUACCACCAAGGGAAAGAUCAAAACGAAAAAGAAAUGUUGAUGAAAAAGACGAUGAUUUCAUUGAAGUUGAUGAUCAAAUGAUGGAUCAACAUAAACGGUAUUAUGAAAAUAGUUUAAGGAAUUUUAGGAUGUCUUUGGAUAUGGAUAUGUCGAAUGAUAUGUUUCUAGUACAUUAUAUUAAGUUACUGUUAUAUAAGGAAGAGAUUGGAGAAGCUAUAAAUGUCAUACAAAAUUUCUGCAAUGAGAACCCAUCAAUUUUGACUGGACAUAGGCUUUUAUUUGAAGUCUUAUAUACAUAUGAAAGACUUAAAUAUGAAUGGGUUGAAGUAGGAAAGACGUAUCAUCGAAUUGAUCCGGUGAGUCCACCUGAUGAAGUGUUCAAUCCCUUAAUGGAACAUUAUACUCAAGUAAUAGAAAAAGAGCAAACUAACGGAGAAGAUAGGGAUAUUUUAACUGAUGCGUAUUUUAAUAUAUGUGAAUUACUGUUCCAACGUAUUGAAUAUGGAGACGAUAAUUCUAAUUAUUUAUAUAAAGCAAUAGAAUAUUUUGUGUGGUUAAAGUUAAGUGAUGUUAGGAUUGUUAUGUCUUGUUUGUUUAUUUAUUUGUUUGUUUGUUGGUAAUAAUUAAUCCCGAAUUUAUUAUUAUUAUUACUAAUUAGGCACUCUGAUAUAGACAAAGUUAAUGAAUUAUUAAAAAAUCGAGGUGAAUGGUUUAGACGAUUUUUAUUUUAUACAAACAAAAAGACGGUUAAAUCAUGGCGUGAAUUUCAAUGUUACAGAAUAUUAAAUGAAUGUUUAAGUGAUGAAUGUUGUUAUUUAGUAGAAAAAGUAAAAGAACAUAUUUUAUCAGGGAAAAAUUUUCAUACCGUUCUUUAUAAUUUUGAGAAGAAAAAAUAUUAUGGAAAUAUUGAUGGGAAUAUUGAUUGGAACGUUGAUUGGAAUACUUCAAAAUCAAGUGAUGAUGAUGUUAAUGAUGACAGCGAUAUCGACGAUGACGAUGAUGGUGAUGAUGACGAUGAUGACGAUGAUGAUGAUGAUGAUGAUGAUGGUGAUGAUGACGAUGAUGAUGAUGAUGAUGAUGAUGAAAUUGAUGAUGAUGA
Molecule: messenger RNA, 1784 nt
Organism: Rhizophagus irregularis DAOM 181602=DAOM 197198
Lineage: Eukaryota; Fungi; Glomeromycota; Glomeromycetes; Glomerales; Glomeraceae
Source: RefSeq, a predicted model, not a curated record